Messenger RNA from Sapajus apella (tufted capuchin), 1394 nucleotides. It is a transcript of the gene GRTP1, whose product is annotated as growth hormone regulated TBC protein 1. The transcript has 8 exons. The record is from RefSeq and is a predicted model, not a curated record. Bases 94 to 1104 code for a protein of 336 amino acids. NCBI's taxonomy places the organism in Eukaryota, Metazoa, Chordata, Mammalia, Primates, Cebidae.
GCCCGCGGCCCCGCCGGAAGGACUCCAGCGCCCGGGAGCCGGGAGGCGAACUCGGGACCCGCCUGCCCCGCUCGGUGCGCGCCUCCUCCCGGCAUGGAGCCCGCCGAGCGCUCGCGGGUCCCCAGGAUCGACCCGUACGGAUUCGAGAGGCCCGAGGACUUCGACGCCGCCGCCUACGAGGAGUUCGUGUCCGGCUACCUGGUGACGCUCGCGCGCAGGGCCGCCAAGUGGUCCCGGCUGCUGCGGGGCGGGGGCGUCCCGCGGGGCCGCGCAGUGAAGCGCUACGUCCGCAAAGGGGUCCCGCUGGAGCACCGUGCCCGCGUCUGGAUGGCGCUGAGUGGGGCCCAGGCUCAGAUGGACCAGAAUCCCGGCUACUACCACCGGCUUCUCCAGGGAGAGAGAAACCCCAGGCUGGAGGACGCCAUCCGGACAGACCUGAACCGGACAUUCCCCGACAACGUGAAGUUCCAGAAGACCACGGAGCCCUGCUUACAGAAGACCCUGUACAAUGUGCUGCUGGCAUACGGGCACCAUAACCAGGCCGUGGGCUACUGCCAGGGAAUGAAUUUUAUAGCAGGAUAUCUGAUUCUCAUCACAAAUAAUGAAGAAGAAUCUUUUUGGCUGUUAGAUGCUCUUGUUGGAAGAAUACUACCUGAUUACUACACCCCGGCCAUGCUGGGCCUAAAGACCGACCAGGAGGUGCUGGGGGAGCUGGUUCGGGCAAAGCUGCCGGCCGUGGGGGCCCUGAUGGAGCAGCUCGGCGUGCUGUGGACGCUGGUGGUGUCCCGCUGGUUCAUCUGCCUGUUUGUGGAUGUCCUGCCUGUGGAGACAGUGCUUCGGAUCUGGGACUGUCUGUUCAACGAAGGCUCGAAGAUCAUCUUCCGGGUGGCCCUGACCUUAAUUAAGCAACACCAGGAGUUUAUUUUGGAAGCCACCAGCAUUCCAGACAUUUGCGAUAAGUUUAAGCAGAUUACCAAAGGGAGUUUCGUGAUGGAGUGUCACACGUUCAUGCAGAAAAUAUUUUCAGAACCCGGAAGCUUAUCCAUGGCCACUGUCGCCAAACUCCGCGAGAGCUGCAGGGCCCGCCUGCUGGCACAGGGGUGAGCGCGCCCGGCCCUGGGUUCCGUCUCCAGGCUGACAACGAUUCCCCUUUGCAGAGUUGACACUGGACCAACUGUCACUGCUUUCCUUCUUAUCGUUGUAAAUGCUUGACGUCACUACACUUUAGUUGUGAAUUUUUUUAAAGAGAAGUUUAAAAUCAGGUCAUUCUACCAGCUUUUGAUGAUUAGCUAUGAAGUCAUACUUUUCUAAAGAAAACUUAUUUUUACCCAAAGACAUCAAUAAUUUAUAAAAUGUGAAUGUGGGUAUCUAAUAAAGUAUGCCAACACCGGUGA